AUGAUGUACAUGACCGCUUUCAUGGACUCUCAGGAGAAGGACACGGAGACUCACGUCUACGCGGUCAUCAACUCUCCUGAGCCGUCUCCCAAGCACCGCAAUCACAGCGGCGACUCGGCUCGCACUUCCCACAGCGACCCUGAAGGACAGCUAACCCGCCGGUGUGUUUUUCUUCUCAUUCUCACAUUUGACUUUGCCGACAAGAUGAUUCUUGAUUCUUCCAACUCAUUUUUCUAGUCUUACACAUCAAAUGAAGCUUUUCAAAGUUUUUUUAAAGUAUCCCAGGCUUUUUCAAUAAUUUUCUAGAAUAUCCCACCGUAACCCCAAAAAAAUUACAGUUACCGAAAGAACCUGCGCCCACGCCGCCAUGCUCGCUCCGACGGCGAAUUCUCCUCCAGCGGCAGCAGUAGCUCUUCAGUCACUACCGUAAUCAACGCAGGUAACCCGAUACAGUAUCCUCACUGGAUCUCAACUGAUACCGUAUUUCAGCUCGUCCAUUCCGUCACCAUUCCCGAUCCUCUUCCCACUCUCGAUUGGAUCGCCAACAUCCUUGCUGCGUGGAAUGCCGCGAAAAAGAGCUCAUUUUGGCGAACAAGAUCGACGAGCACGAGUACGGCAACAUUCCCAGAAAGCCGCAGUUCACGGAUGCUUAUGGUUGGUUUUUGGGAUAAUGAUUAUGUAAAUUCAACAAUUUUUAGUGUUCCUGAUGAAAAGCGUUCUGUGCGAAGUGCGACAGCUCAACGGCAGACGACUGACGAAGACUCAGAAGAAGCUGGAGACGUUGCUGCGCCUGGACCCCCACGAACCGUUCUCCGUCAUCGACGAGGCGCUUUUCGAGCGACAACUCAAUGCUUUCGGUUCGUUUUUUCCCCCAGCUUUGGCCUGUCUGCGCUCUCUCCCAACCAGGCACUGUCUCUUUUUUAUCGUGUCAGGACCCAUUUUUCGAUGACUAAAGCCAGAAUCAGCUUGAUUUAAAUCUAACUUCAUUGCGUAUCCUAUCAAAAAAUAAUCCACCGAUUACAGCAAAGAACAUGGAAGUACGCCUUCGCGCCAUCAGAGAUGUCUCGGCUGAGGCGUUUCGUGACGUCACGUCCAAAUUCUGCGGGAUCCUGAGCGCGGCUCCAGUCGAGAAGAAAGGCCUCCGAAGCGCCUGGAAGUCGCUCGUCGACUUCGUUCGACAUUGA
Messenger RNA from Caenorhabditis auriculariae, 1184 nucleotides. The record is from the annotation of a GenBank genome assembly. Lineage: Eukaryota; Metazoa; Nematoda; Chromadorea; Rhabditida; Rhabditidae.